UGAAUUUACUUUAGCUAGUUUUUUUUUUUGUGUGUGUAUUUUUUCCUGGUUUCUAUUGGAAAUUGUUAGGGUUUAGUUCUCUCUGGCAUAAAUGCACUUUUUUUUUUACUUCACGGUCUGCAAUUAUCAUUGACUGCAGUUAUUUUCCUUCUUUGUUCACUUCGAAUUAACAUAUUAUGAAUAUGUGGAAGUAUAAUUGUUAAUAAUUGCAGUCCUGAAACUUGUGUUUUGAUUCAUCUUAUAGGCGUUAUUUCUGUAUAGCUGAAUUCAGUUUAUAGAAAAGUUCAUUUUUUUAUUUUGAACUUUUGUUCCGUCCUCACAACCUCUUGCAUGCAACGAAGAGAGGCUCUAGAGGAUCAGUUUGAAUCAUGGCUUGGUCAAGAAUUGCUCGUGGAGCAUUCAGAUCGAAUGGCAUUUACCGAUAUAGCCUCCUUCCUAGUGCAAGACCUUGCUCUUCCUUGCUUAGACCCAUCAUGACAAGCAACAUGGAACAUCCUUGCAACAUGGAAAAUAUGGGAGAUUUCAAAUUUGGAAGGCGAGGAAUAACUACGACCCAUGAAUACCAAUUUCCUUCAGCAGAGAGAGUUAUCGAAGAUGUUUCAGACUUGGAGGAUAAUGUCACCGGUGAGGACUUACCAGGAUUGGGGCCUACAAAGAUCGGAGAGAAGCCGAGAGUGGUGGUUCUUGGCACCGGGUGGGCUGGGUGCCGGUUUCUUAAAGAAUUGGACACUGAGAUGUAUGAUAUAGUGUGUAUAUCUCCCAGGAAUCAUAUGGUCUUCACUCCUUUGCUUGCUUCUACAUGUGUGGGGACCUUGGAAUUCCGGUCUGUUGCUGAACCUGUUAGCCAGAUCCAGUCAGCUCUCGCGGGAGCUCCAAAUUCGUAUUUCUAUUUGGCUAAUUGCUCCGGCAUUGACACUGAUAAGCACGAAGUAUACUGUGAAGUUGCUGCAGGUGCUGGGUUACCGAGGGAUCCAUACCGCUUUAAAGUUGCAUAUGAUAAGCUGGUAAUUGCAGCUGGAGCUGAGCCUUUGACAUUUAACAUUAAGGGAGUCAAGGAGCAUGCACUUUUCCUUCGUGAAGUAAAUCAUGCACAAGAAAUAAGAAAGAAGCUAUUGUCGAACCUUAUGCUCUCUGAAAAUCCUGGCAUAUCAGAAGAAGAUAGGAAACAACUCUUACACUGUGUUGUUAUUGGGGGAGGCCCUACUGGUGUGGAGUUCAGUGGUGAAUUGAGUGAUUUUAUAAUUAGAGAUGUCCGUGAGAGGUACUCUCAUGUUAAGGAUUAUAUUCGUGUCACUCUCAUAGAGGCAAAUGAAAUUUUGUCUUCCUUUGAUGUGGGACUAAGGCAGUAUGCAACUAAUCAUUUGAUGAAGUCUGGAGUUCACCUUUUGCGAGGUGUUGUGAAAGAGGUACUUCCGAAGGAAAUUCUUCUAAAUGAUGGAACUAGAGUUCCUUAUGGCCUUUUAGUCUGGUCUACUGGAGUCGGGCCUUCUGAGUUAAUUAAAUCCCUUGAUCUUCCCAAAUCUCCUGGCGGAAGAAUCGGUGUUGAUGAAUGGUUACGAGUUCCUUCUGUGGAGGAUGUAUUUGCACUUGGUGACUGUGCAGGUUUUCUUGAACAAACAGGGAAGCUAGUGCUUCCUGCUUUGGCACAGGUUGCAGAAAGGCAAGGCAAAUAUUUAGCAGGUCUAUUUACAAAGGUAGGAAAGCAGAAUGGUGGAAAAGCUUAUAGUGCUAAAAGCAUAUCCUUUGGUGAGCCUUUCGUCUACAAGCAUCUUGGAAGCAUGGUGUCAGUAGGACGCUACAAGGCACUGGUUGACCUGAGGCAAAGCAAGGAUGCCAAGGGCCUGUCAAUGGCUGGGUUUAUCAGCUGGUUUAUAUGGCGCUCAGCUUAUCUGACUCGAGUAGUUAGCUGGAGGAACAGGUUUUAUGUAGCUGUUAACUGGGCUACCACCAUUGUGUUCGGCCGUGAUAACUCCAGGAUUGGGUAAAUAUAUCAAUGAUGUCGCCAGAUACUUGUUGAAGAAAGGAUACAGUUGAUGCUAAUAAUAUACUUCCAAUGAGUUGAAUAUCGUUUGGAUAACAUCAGCUCCAUUUAAACGAUUCACAUGUUCCAUUACAGUUAUCUUUAGUUUCAAUUUUGAUAUCAAAUGUUGAGAGGCCAUCUCUCCAGUUUUGACUCGAUGUUGUUGUAUUCAGUUGUAUUUCUACAGAACGAAGGUUUCUUUCGUGAGAA
Asparagus officinalis (garden asparagus) is the source of this 2230-nucleotide messenger RNA. Its product is annotated as internal alternative NAD(P)H-ubiquinone oxidoreductase A1, mitochondrial-like. The record is from RefSeq and is a predicted model, not a curated record. Bases 369 to 1985 code for a protein of 538 amino acids. The transcript is spliced from 9 exons. Gene Ontology annotation, molecular function: NADH dehydrogenase activity. NCBI's taxonomy places the organism in Eukaryota, Viridiplantae, Streptophyta, Magnoliopsida, Asparagales, Asparagaceae.